GUCGCCCGGGCGCCCGGCGUCUCUGGCAGAGAGGUGAACGCGGAGGCGGGGACCGUGAAGGGCCAUGGCUGAGCUGGCUCCGGUAACCAUGACAUUUGAUGAUGUGGCUUUAUAUUUUUCGGAACAAGAGUGGGAGAUCCUGGAGAAGUGGCAGAAGGAAAUGUAUCAGCAAGUGAUGAAGAGCAAUUAUGAGACUCUUGAUUCCCUGGGUGGUGUUUUUUCCAAGCCAGAUUUGAUCACCUGGAUGGAACAAGGGAGAACGCUGUUAAUCAGAGACCAGGGACCCUUGGAGGAAAGAAUGACACUUAGCCUUUUUGCUGAUGAGCAGUGGGACUUGCAGAAGACUGGAAAGUUGCUGUAUUUUGAUGACCAAGGAAGUCUUGGGGCAAAAGAGGAGGAAUGCCAUUUAAAUGGUCUCGAAAAGCAGGGUUCAUGUGCUACCUUACCAGAGGAGGAAAAAAAGAGCUUCCCAAAUCAAAGAGCCACCUUACAGCAUCCCAGUCUCCAAGAAGUAGGGAUUCUACCAGAAAACCUUGACAUCAGAGCAUCUAAUCAGGAUAAGACCGAUCCAUCACCUACGCUCAUAGGUACCCUGGGUCACUUGGAUAUUCCACCACCAGGGCCAAGAUUUUAUUCCUGUUUUGUGUGUAGGAAGGUCUUCCAUGUAAAGAGAGACUUGGUAAAGCACAAAAGAAACCACGCCAGGAGCCAGCCCUGUAAGUACCCACAGUACAAAAACAAAUCCAGAGGGAACUCUGAACUCAGGUGGAACCGGCCGAGCCUGUGCAGGAAGAAGCGUUUCCAGUGUGGCAAGUGCGCAAAGAGCUACUCCCUGAGGUGCAGCCUGAUGGGUCACCAGGUGCUUCACAUGGGCCAGCGGCCCUUCCCAUGCCCCCAGUGUGACAAGACCUUCCAGUGUAAAGCCACAUUGAAGAAGCAUCUGUGUCUGCACAGAAGGGAAAGGCCAUUUUCCUGUGAGCGGUGCGACAAGCGUUUCGCCCAGCAGUGCAAGCUCACAGAGCACCUCAGGGUGCACACUGGCGAGAAGCCCUUCCGGUGUCCUGAGUGUGACCGGAGCUUCCGCCUGCAGAGAAGUUUGAAGGCCCACCGUUGCCAGCACGGCGGGAAGAAGCCCUUCUAUUGCCCAGACUGUGGCAGGAGCUUCUCCCAGAGGGCCGCCGUGAGGGCCCACCAGAGGACACACAGUGCGGAGAAGCCAUUUUCUUGUGACGAAUGCGGUCGGAAAUUCACACACAAGACGAAACUCACAGAACACAGCAGAGUUCACACGGGGGAGAAGCCCUUCCAGUGUCCCGAGUGUGAGAAAAGCUUCCGCCUGAAGAGAAGCCUGAAAGCCCAUCUGUUUCAGCACAGUGGGGAGAAGCCCUUCCAGUGCCCGGAGUGUGGCAGGAGCUUCUCCUGGAAGAACGCCAUGAAGGCCCACCAGCGAUUGCACAGCGAGGAGAAGCCAUUCUCCUGCGGGGAGUGUGGCAAGAGGUUUACCCGGCCCUCUAAGCUCGCUCGCCAUAGCAGAGUUCACAGCAGGCCAAAGGAAUUCUCCUGUGACGAGUGCAAGAAGAUGUUUCCUCGGCAGUCAAGGCUCACGGAGCACCUCAAGGUCCACACCAAAGAGAAGCCGUUCUCCUGUCCCGAGUGCGGCAGGAGCUUCAGCCGACACUCGCACCUCACUGAGCACAUGAGACUCCAUGGCAGGGAGGAGCCCUUCCAGUGUCCUGAGUGCGACAAGAGCUUCUACUGGAAGGCCUCCAUGAAGUUCCACCAGCGGAUACACAGGGGUGAGAAGCCCUUCGUAUGCGGUGAGUGUGGGAAGACCUACACCCAGCAGUCCCAGCUCACUGAACAUCAGAGAAUCCACAGCGGAGAGAAACCCUUCCAGUGUCCCGAGUGCGGUAAAAGUUUCCGUCUCAAAGGAAAUUUGAAAAGCCACCUGCUCCAGCACAGCGACAAAAAGCCAUUCGCCUGUGUUAAGUGUGGCAAAAGUUUCACUCAGCAGUACAGGCUCACCGAACACAUUCGAGUCCACAGCGGUGAGAAGCCCUUCCAGUGUCCCGAGUGUGACAAAAGCUACUGCAUACGGGGCAGUUUGAAGGUCCACUUGCAUACGCAUCGUGGCGAGAAGCCCUUCAGCUGUCCCGAGUGUGGCAAAGGCUUCCUCCAGAAGAGAAGUUUGAAGACCCAUCUGCACCAUCACAGAGGGGAGAGGCCUUUUUCUUGUGAGGACUGUGGGAGGAGCUUUACGUACAUGGGGGCACUCAACACCCAUAUCGCAGUACAUGCCAGGGAAAAGCCUUCAGUGUCUAGGUCAAGCCGCCAUGUGGAAAGGCAGCAGUGACAGCUUUUAGGUGGAGCUAGCAGCUCUGUUGGGUCCAUGGUAUAAACGGGGUAAGGGAUUCACAGAGCACUGGCCUCGGACACCCUGGCCAGAUAGAUGGCAGGCAGGACGUGCCGGCUCCUUGACAAAGGUCCCAAAUUAUCCAGGAAGAGGAAAGAGGUGUCUCCUCCCUGUGAUUCCCAUGGACAAGACUUGCUGCUUCUGAAAGGACCAUUUUUCUCUGCUGCCUUCCCAGCAGUUUUCAGCAGUGUCAUCCAAGAGCGUAGUAAUAUCUUUAUUAAAUUCAGAAACCUCGGGGGCGCCUGGGUGGCUUAAGUCGGUUAAGCGUCCGACUUUCGCUUAG
Messenger RNA from Hyaena hyaena (striped hyena), 2696 nucleotides. It is a transcript of the gene ZNF425, whose product is annotated as zinc finger protein 425. Bases 65 to 2353 code for a protein of 762 amino acids. Gene Ontology annotation, biological process: regulation of transcription by RNA polymerase II. The transcript is spliced from 4 exons. Lineage: Eukaryota; Metazoa; Chordata; Mammalia; Carnivora; Hyaenidae. Gene Ontology annotation, molecular function: RNA polymerase II cis-regulatory region sequence-specific DNA binding; DNA-binding transcription factor activity, RNA polymerase II-specific. The record is from RefSeq and is a predicted model, not a curated record.